AUGGGGCUGGACCAUGGGGCUGGACCAUGUGACUGGACCAUGGAGCUGGACCAUGUGGCUGGACCAUGGAGCUGGACCAUGUGGCUGGACCAUGUGGCGGGACCAUGGAGCUGGACCAUGUGGCGGGACCAUGUGGCUGGACCAUGUGGCGGGACCAUGGAGCUGGACCAUGUGGCUGGACCAUGUGGCGGGACCAUGGAGCUGGACCAUGUGGCUGGACCAUGUGGCGGGACCAUGGAGCUGGACCAUGUGGCGGGACCAUGUGGCGGGACCAUGUGGCGGGACCAUGUGGCGGGACCAUGGAGCUGGACCAUGUGGCGGGACCAUGUGGCGGGACCAUGGAGCUGGACCAUGUGGCGGGACCAUGUGGCGGGACCAUGUGGCGGGACCAUGUGGCGGACAUGUGUCUGGACGAUAGACUGUUGGAUCUAA
Messenger RNA from Knipowitschia caucasica, 432 nucleotides. Lineage: Eukaryota; Metazoa; Chordata; Actinopteri; Gobiiformes; Gobiidae. The record is from the annotation of a GenBank genome assembly.